Molecule: messenger RNA, 1566 nt
Organism: Clonostachys solani
Lineage: Eukaryota; Fungi; Ascomycota; Sordariomycetes; Hypocreales; Bionectriaceae
Source: the annotation of a GenBank genome assembly
AUGGGAUCCAUGGUAAAUCUAGAUACGAUGGUCAUCUGGGCCCCUCCAGCUGCUGCAGACUCAGAGCGUGCCAGCCAGGCGUCACAGCAGCGUCAAUUUAUUUUUCAUCGAGAGCCUUCCUCCCGGCCAUCUUCUACAACAGCUUCUCACAUAUCCGAUGAGCCAAUCUAUAUCUCGUCUGAUGAUGAGAGUACAUUCGAGACAGACGAGCCAGCUACUUGCAGUGGCUCCGAGGACAUGGAUGAUGACUCAAAAUCAGAUGAUACACUUCCAUCGAUCAAUACCAUCCUCACAUCUGUUAAGAAGGGUUCUCCUGAUCUGUGCCCUAUUGGAUCUCUCUUCAAUGAUACCAACCAGCCAUUGUCACUCGACACGGGUGCCAGUCGGUCCGGCCAGGAGGCUGCAACAGGUGCAGACACACCGCUUCCUUCCACACCAACCACUGCGCAAGCCAGUAGUGCAAUGCAGAGCCAUAUAUCAGGUAGUCCUGACUGUAUGGAGUUGGUCGCUUCAGGCGAUGCUGUGACAACUGGCCACCUUCCGGAGAUGCUAGAGAUUUCUUAUCCACCACCAACCCUCUCCAGUGGAUCAGAAGCACAAUGCGAGAGCUCUGAGAAUUAUGAGGCUUCCAAUGCCACAGCCACCUCGCUUCAUCAUGCGAUCGAGCAGACACGAGACGAGACACAGAGAUGCGGGCGCUUACUAGGAAGCUGUACGGAGGAUUGCUCUGUUUCUCAAUUCGUCUCUCACGCCAGCUCCAAUUCUGACGACCCCAUGCGACAGCGCGAGGAGGACGGUCUCAUAUCAUCCAACUCGCUAAGCGUCCACGAAGAAGAAAAAGAGCACCACGACAGCGUCAUCGACGAUGACUUUGGUCAGCCCCUAGCCCCUCAAUGCUUUAUUAGCGAUCUCCGCCAAGAGGGCGAUAUAUCUAUGCCUACUGCUCCUUCAGACCACAACAGUGUUUCUGAGGCCCGCGACACAUCUUCUAGAAAGAAACGACUCUACAAUUACUAUCUCACUCAUUCUCGGCCUGACUACAAUCAUAGUAGCAAUGUAGGCAGUGACACGGUCAGCCAACCUCAGGGGCAGGUCCCUUCAGAUAAUCCUGAGAUCGAUAAGAUUUCUGAUGCCGUAGCCACCCGACAGCUUCGCCGCAAGGGAAAACGCAAGAACUACUCUAGCCCUAAGCAAGACGUGGCCUCACACUGCGAUUCUGAUUCUGACACCAGCUCAAGCUCUCGUUCUGAAGCUGAUGUACAGGACGAGGACUAUGGCCCCUCUACAAGCCGGGGUGGACGGGAUGAUGAAGCGGACAGUUCUGAUCUACCCCCUACACGCAAACGCCGGAAGGUGGGCUAUCAGCCUAGCCCAGACCCCAUCGCCGUAGUACACGCCUCACCGAUCAUCCACAUGCGGCAAAUCCAUCAGGACUACACACGCCGGUCCAUGGCGCCAGCUCGGUCUCGUCGCAUGGCUCCCUUACCGCAGCUGAUGCUGAAGUGCCAGCUGCAAAAUAUGAGGAAUGGCCUGUACAAGGAGCCACACUCAAACGCUUGGCCAUGA